UCACUGUUGUGGGCUUUUUGGGUUUCCCCUCGUGCAGCAGGACCUGUGAUUCUCCACUGAAACACUCGGCACAGGGUCACAUCCUCAUCAUGGCGUGUGCUGGAGUCUCUUACGAGGAGCAUUUCUGUUGCAACAUUUGCCUGGACGUCUUCACGGACCCGGUCACUUUACCCUGCGGCCACAACUUCUGCAAAACCUGCAUCACCAAACACUGGAGCUGCAGCCAGAACAGAGUCUGCGCCCUCUGCAGGCAGCCGGUCCCCCAAAACACGGAGCUCAGGGUCAACACGGUGCUCUCGCAGAUGUCCCAGCAACUGAAGACUGAAGCGCAGAAGAGACGAGAGGAGGGGACAGAGGGGGAGUGGAGAGAGCGAGAACAAGAGGUCCCCUGCGAUGUCUGCGGAGAAAGAGCGCUGAAGUCCUGCUCGAUCUGCCUGGCGUCGUUUUGCGAGGUGCAUUUGUCUCCUCAUUACAGAAGCGCAGGUCUGAGGAGGCACCAGCUGAUCGAGCCGGUGAAGAACCUGGAGGAGAGGACGUGUCCGACGCACAACAGGCCCCUCAGGUUCUUCUGUCAGUUGGACCAAAUGUUCCUUUGCCAGUUCUGCUCCGAGUCUGAACACAGCAGACACAUGGUGGUCUCCGUGGAGCAGGAGGGAGAGGAGAAGAUCCGAGAACUUUCCAAACUCCAGGACAAACUCUGCGACUUGACUGAGGAAAGACGAAAGAAGACGAAGCAACUCAAGCAGACGGCGCGCGACGAGGAAGACAAGACGGCCGAGAGCGUGCGAGACUGCGUGCAGGCGGUGUUCAAAGUCAGCCGAAGUCUCGAGGAGGGUCUUUCGCAAAUGAUCGAAACCAUGCAGACGAAACAAAACGAGGUGUCGAGACAAGCCGAGUUUUACGUUUCGCAACUCGAGGAUGAAAUUUACGAACUGGAGACGGCCGGGGCUGAGCUGGAGGAACGCAAAAAACACACAAACGACUACUUUGAGCUCGUUCAAAGUUUCGAAACACUCAAAACUGAACCAAGAACGCUAGAUUUAAGUCAAGUAGAAGUCCGUUCAUUUCAGAGAAGCGUAGUGGACGCAGUUGUGAGGAAAAUGAAUGAGAUCGUUGCGGAUUUGGGCAAGUUUUGGACAGAAAUAGAGCUAAAACGUGUGCAACAAUUCACGGUUGACGCCACUUUAAACGCAAAAUCACUUUAUCCGAGGUUAAAUUUGUCUGCAGACGAUCAACAGUUAACGUACGGUGAAGAUGAAGUCCAAAUCGCCAACAACCCAAACAAGUUCACCAAAAAUAUUGAAGUUUUAGCGCAACGCACUUUGUAUUUUAGUAACUUUUAUUUUGAAAUCAACGUGACAUAUAUGAAAUGGAAUCUAGGAGUAGUGCGUGAAAAGAUGGAUCAAAACGACGGAGAGAUUUUGAGACCAGAAAGCGGUUUCUGGGUGAUUCAGGAGAGAAAUGGUACCAAGUUUUGCGCGCUGACAAAACACAAGUCCGUGAACUUGGUCCCGUGCAACAGACCGCAGAGAGUUGGCGUUUUUGUGGAUUACGAGGCGCGUUCGGUGUCGUUUUAUAAUUCGGAAACAGCAGAAAAGAUUUACACGUUUGAGAAGUGUGAAUUCAAUGGUCGAGUGCUCCCGUAUUAUUACGAGUUAUGGCCUUGUGCUUGACCUUAGAUGUAUUUAUUUAAAGAGACAAGCCACAUAAACGUUUUACUUUUUAGAAUUGUAUUAUUUUGGUCCGUCUGUUAACAAUUUGUAAAUAUUCAAAUAAAGCUGCAGCUGCAAAUCUUUAAAAUGUUAUUGUUUUUAUCAUUACAGUUGGGAAUUUAGUCAUGAAAAGUCUGAUAGUGAAGUUGUGUUCUCUAAGAAUUUAAACUACCGUAUUUCUCGGACAAUAAGUCACACUUUUUUUUUAUGGUUUGGGUGUUUUCUGCGACUUAUACUCUGGUGCGACUUAUAUAUUAAAAUUUUCAGACUGACAGUCGCAAGAGGUUCUAGUCUUGUGUGUCAGUAUCUAGUACGACUAUUACUCCUGUACCACUGUCACUUGGCUCUACUGCGCAUGUCUCCUGUAGAAAAAGCCGCUGUUCUGCUGCAAAUAGUGAAAUAUUCAGCCGAAAAUGGUAAUCGGGCAGCAGAAAGAAAGUUUGGAGUGAGAGAGAAACUUGUGAGGGACUGAUGGAACACAGCUUCACGGUAACCAGGAGGAUGCACCAUGAAACUUUCCUGAAGUCACUGGAUGGAUGGACAAAGUCUGGACUUCAGUGACACUGAAACCAUCCUGUCGGGAUUCAGAAAGACCUGAAUAAUUCUAACUGGAACUGAUGCUGAGUCUGACGACAGCGACACAGAAGAGGAAGCGGCGCUCUGUUUACCUCCGGAGGUCGUGGAGUUGCUCAGAAGUGACACGAGGAUGAAGAAUUGAAUGGAUUUAGUGAUUUGGAGUGAGAUGGAGAGUUUGUUAAACUUGUUCUGUUCUGUUGUUUAUGUUAUAGUUUAUCUGAAGAACUGUUCCUAUGUGACGUUAACAUAUUAACGCCUAUUCAGCCUGUCGUUCUCUGUACUGUUGUUAUUAUUAUUUAUGUUAUUGUUACUAUAAUUUGCCUUUCAAGAUUAAAUGUCGGUUCCUGGUCUCUGAUUUUAUAAAAUACAUUUCCCCAAAAAGUGCAACUAAUAUAUGUUUUUUCUUCUUCAUUAUGCACAAGAGUUUAGUUUUUUUGUUUUGUUUAGUUUUUAUUUUUUAUUUGUGCUUUUUCAAAAUUUUAACAAAUAUACAUAAAAGAACAAACUGUCUGUGGGUUUCUACAAAAAAAAAAGAAAAAGAAAUACCUCAUACAUUCGAGUGAACUGUGUGAGUAAAAUGUGUGUAAAUGUGUGUAAAAUGUGUGUAAAAGUGUGUAAAAUUUGUGUAAAUGUGUAUAAAUGUGUGUAAAUGUGUGUAAAAUGUGUGUGUGUGUAAAAUGUGUACAUGUGUGUAAAAUGUGUUUAAAAUGUG
Boleophthalmus pectinirostris (great blue-spotted mudskipper) is the source of this 3000-nucleotide messenger RNA. Its product is annotated as E3 ubiquitin-protein ligase TRIM68-like. Gene Ontology annotation, biological process: protein ubiquitination. Gene Ontology annotation, molecular function: ubiquitin-protein transferase activity; protein binding; zinc ion binding. The record is from RefSeq and is a predicted model, not a curated record. The coding region runs from base 90 to 1673 and encodes 527 amino acids. NCBI's taxonomy places the organism in Eukaryota, Metazoa, Chordata, Actinopteri, Gobiiformes, Gobiidae. The transcript is spliced from 3 exons.